GGAAGUUGCACAGAAAUUUCACAAGGUUCAAGUUUGCGCUCAGCAGACCUGACAUUUAAAUAUUAGAGGGAACAUUUGAUUAUGACUCAUACCGUGGUACUCUAUUGUUAGGGCGGAGAGACGUGUAUCUUGUCAGUAUAUCCAUCAUCUUUGCUGUUGCCUUGUAGCUUUAGCUACCUGAGUAGCAAAGGUUAGCAUGCUCGCUAACUAACUUCGUUGCUCAAAUGUGAGCCUGUAUUAUAAAUGGAGAUGGAUGAUGAACUUGAGAAAUUCAUCCAGCAACAGAAGGCCAGAGUGGCAGAGGAUAAAGCCAGCUUGGAACGGGAUCCACCUUACCUUGAAAUAAGGACAGAAGACCACAAGGCCCAUGACCCCACACUCACAAAUAUCCCGACAUUUAAGUCGUCCACAGCACAAGGGAAGGAGGAGAAUUGUUGUGUAAGUUUACCUUUGGGUGAAGACUAUGAGAGGAAGAAACAGAAGUUACAGCAAGAGCUCCGUCUGGACUACAGAUGCUACAUGGCUCAGAAAAAACAUCUCAAUGCUGCUGAACCAGACCCAUCCCUUCCCCUUGGUGAGAGGAGAGCUGCUAAGGAGCAGCUUGCUUCUCUCAGAGCUCCUCCAGACCUCCCUGUUGUCCACUGCAGCCCCAGACCUCCGGUGCACCCCAAGCGGGCCCCCUCCAGGAGAGACGCAGACACGCUGACAGAGGGAAGGAGGGGGCUGCAUAAGGGAGGACGCUGCCUAGUGGAGGGCAGGAAGAUGGAGGGCAUGUGGCCUGAGGAUGAGCUGCUGCUUCCCAGAGAGAGGGCCAGGCUGGUGAGAGUGAACUUUGACUCUGAGGAGGACCUCACAGAGGAAGAGCUGGACCUGAUGGUGAGAAGGAGACCAAAACAGAUGGGGCUAGAGAGAGUAGAAGAGCGGACGUGGCAAAGAAGACACUACAAAACAGACUUAAGGGACAUAUCAAGGCUCCGGAACAGGGGUGCUGAACUGCCUGAUGAUUACACAGAGAGUAGUCAAUAUGCAGACAGGAAGGAGACUAACGGGUCUGUUGCUCCUGAUGAGGAUUAUUCUGAGGCACGCCGGGGGACAUCAUCUGUAACCCCCAAACCCAAGGACAUUGGAUGGAAAAGUACAGAUGAAAGGCUGCAGGUACCAGCAGGGAUGAGACCAAGUGGAAGAUCCAGAUCCUCUACCAAGAAGGAAGAGCUUGAAUUCGCUACCGGGCUGAUGAUUGGGGCUGCAGAUGCAGAUGCUGCCUUGCAGGGAAGGAAGGAGAGGUACAGGCAGGAGCUGCAGGAGCAGAUAGCUGAACAGCAGAGGAAUAAGAAGAGGGAGAAGGAUUUGGAGCUCAGAGUUGCUGUGACAGGGGCGACUGACCCGGAGAAACAGGCAGAUCGGAUCAAACCGUUUGGAGCAGUGAAUGUUGGCGACCAUGCCAGAAAGAGAAAAGACAGCUGGUACCCACCAGGCCAAGCUGUGGACCUACCAGGGGAUGAGUUGAAUGGGAGACCCAGUGAGGAAAACAGAGAGAGGCUUCCCCCUGAGCAGCCCCGCGUGGCCUUCCAGUCCCCCCUGCUGGACUACAGCCACACCCUGGGGCUCAGCAGUGGAGGCAUCUCCUCUUACAGCCAGACCAUUCACAGGAGCAUGGAUACCCCCAGGAUUCCAGGUUUCCGUCCUCAUCCACCAUCCACAUUGGCAGAUGCCUAUAGAAGUCCCUAUGACGAGGCCCAUCUCUACUAUGGUGCAAGGAACCCACUGGACCCUAACCUGGCCUACUAUGGUCAGAUCCCGCUGACAGGAGGGGUGCAGCCCAUGUCCUACCUAAGCCUGCCUCCUGCAGGGCCUCAUCCCAGCCAGAUGGGUCAACACAGCCCUCACAGCCAGCACAGUGGGAGCAGCCAUCCAGAGACCCCUCCACACAGACCUGCCAGUGAUGCUGCUACCAUGGGUUCAGGGAUUGGAUUAUUCCCUGCAGAGCAGGUCAAGCCAUCUAAAGAGAGUGCGAUAAGUUACAAGGAGGCACUAAGACAACAGGGAGACACCAGGAAAGAGAGGAGUCAGAUUUUUUGCCAGAUCCAGGAGAGACGGGAGCGGCGGAGGCUGGACAGGGAGGAGGCAGAUCGCUAUGAGGCCAAGCUGGAGGCAGACAUGAAGAACCACAACCCCUGGGGGAGAGGAGGAGGAGGAGCCCCUCUCAGAGACAGCAGGGGCAACCUCAUCACCGAUCUGCACCAGAUGCACAAGCAUAAUGAAGAGGCCUACAUCAACCCCAAGUCAUGGCAGAAGAGCGCAACAGCCACCAUGGCAGUACUCCGAGAGGAGGACACUAGACCUCCCUCCACCCACAGAGUCUCAGGUUUUGUUCAGGCCCCUUCGUUUGCCAGAGGCAAUAUUUUUGGGAACCUGCCCACUCCACUGCAGGUCCAUGAACAGGAAAAGUACAAGGCUUACCUCAAACAACAGAUUGAGGAGAAGCGGAGGAAGGAUGCGGAAGAGCGAGAGCGCCAGAGGUUGGAGGAGGAGAAGGAGGAGAAGAGGCUGGCUGAGCAGAGGGAACGCAUCCAGAGAGAGUAUGAAGAAGAACAGGAUAGGAAGAAACGCAAGGAGAUGGACCAAAAAGCCAAGAAUGAGGCGCUGAUCCGUCUGGCUGAGGAGCGAAAGAAAGAGGUGGAGAGGAAGAAGAAGAAGAAAGAGGUAGAGGAGAUGGAGAACUCUGCCCUGAGGAAGCGGUAUGAGGAGGAGAGACGGGCACGCCUAGAGGUACCAAGGGAGCCGUCUCCCCCCAUUCCCACCCUCCAAAAGAGGCGUCAAGCUCCCCAGUACACCCCCAGACCUCCGUCCAUGGACAGCCCUCGCGCUGCUACCGUCCCCCUGUCUGAGCGUUCUCUGUCAGGCCUCCAGUCCCCCCCAGUCCCAGCUCGCAGGAACCAGCUGAGAGCUGCCGAGGACCAGCGGGGUGUGAUCAGCGAGCUGUCGGAGCUGCGCAGACAGCUGCGUAGCGAGCAGAAACGACUGGAGGGCCAGCUACUGCAGUCAGAGUGGGAGGAGCUGGACUCCUCUAUGAGUGACAGGCACAGAGACAGGGAGCGGCCCCAGGUGGAUGUGUUUGACAUGGCCAGACUGCGGCUGCAGGCCCCCGUCAGGAGACCCUCCUCCAGGAACACGGAGCCUAACAACCUGCAUAGAAUCCACGACUCGCUACAGCUCCGAUACAGAGACGUUGACUCCAGAGGGGAGGAAGGCCAUGGUUACUGUGAGCCCCCUAGCGACAGGGACAGGGAUGGACAGUGUGUGGACAUCCAGAGACAGGCAGACUACAGAGAGGAGCAACGCAGGAUCAACAACAGCCUGAGGAGGAAACCUGCCGACGAUUAUUUUGACCUGUCACCACCCCAGCAACAAAACCAUUAUUUGAGGAAUGCAGUAGGGGAUCCUAUGAGAGGUUCCCUGUUGGAGUCUGACAGUGCCUUCAUUGAUCCCAUGGGUGAAGCCUUCCCAGUGUCCCCCCCACCUGAGCAGAAGCCCCAGCUCUCAGCCAGGGAGAGGAGGAGGAGGGGGCUGGCCAAGAGGGCAGACCUGCACAAUGAGCGGGGGAGCUCCAGAGAGCCUGUUGGCCAGCCAGAGAACUACUCCCGCCAGUCAGAGGCCAGUCUCAACACAGAGCAGCAUGGCAGAGAGCGUAACCACCAUAGGACCAAGAGGCUGCUGGCUAUGAGCCGCCAUGGCCUCAGAAGAGCAGACCUGUCUGGUGAUGAAGACAUGUCUCUGCAGGUUUCCCCUCGCGCCCAAGACACUCGGGGCUCUGUGGAUACGGUUGCCAUGGAGCCGUGGAUGAGGCCAGACACCUCGGAGACGCUGAAGCGCUUAAUGACUGGUCAGACCCCCCGCAGGGAGAGGCUGACCAGCAGAGAGUCGGCCGUGCAGGACUGGAAAGGCCCCUCUACCUAUCAUGGCUAAUCUAAACCUCUCCCCUCUACCCCUUAACAGGGUCACUGAAAGCACUUUGGUCCCGUACACACUCAGGUUGUACAACUGAACGCUUUUAACAUAACAGCUGUGUUAGACCUGAGUUUUUCUGUGCAAAAAUAACCACAUAAUGGUGGUGUAAACAUUUCUGUGCAGGAAAAACUCUGUUGUAUAAAAUAUACACAACUCUAUACAGUAUAUAACUAUAUAUAAAUAUUCAUCUCUCUGUAAAAUAUGUAUUUUACUGUCAAAUGCAUUGUACAUCAGUUGUACAACCUGAGUGUGUAGGGGACCUACGUUUGGACACUGCCGUCACUUGGCUUGAUGCAUCCACAUCAGUGGUCAUGCUGGCAGAAUCUGUACAUGAAGAUACAGUAUCUCCUCAACACAGAAGGAUCAUCUGCUUUAGCUUCUAGAUCGAUGUCGACUAAUUUAACCCUUUACUUUUGCAGUGCUUGACUUGUGUAUCAUGGUCUACCUCUGAAAAUGCCUCUUGCAAUGCAGAAUUAUGAGCUUCUUAUGAAAAACGCAUAGAUUGUACUUUCAUGGACCUGUAAUGAAAAAUAUGCAGAUUCUUGUCUGAGAAUGGUUAGUCGGUACAGGGGAGAGCAACUCCAUUCCUAGAAGGACACUGUGUGCAGGCAUUUGCGCCAGUCAAGUACUAUUGAAGUUGAUUUGUUAAAUCAGGUGUGUAAGAAGUGUGCUGGAAUAAGCCUGCACACACUGCAGCCUCAGUUGCCAUCCUCUAAAAGGCUGCUAAUUGGACAGUGUGCUAGGGUUGCCUUAGGACUCUAUACAUUCUGUAUCGCUGAUUGUGCAAGACAUUUCCGAUUGAGUCACAUGCAGCCUCUGAACAUUGCGUUUAAAUUUCAGUCACGCUGAACUUCCACGAUACGGAUUGAAUAGAGCCCUUAGUCUUUGAAACAGUUCAGGACAUCUUUCUACAAUAUUUAUUCAUGUUUUAAUUCAUUGUAUAAUAAUGGCACUACAUUUAAUGUAAAUUGUUCAAAUGGCAUGUUUUAAAAUAUUUUUAUAAGUACUGUGUGAAAAUGUUUGGCCUAGAUGUGAGCUCUUUUUCAACUUGAUUGAAUAAAUUAUAUUUUAAAUAA
Molecule: messenger RNA, 5084 nt
Organism: Coregonus clupeaformis (lake whitefish)
Lineage: Eukaryota; Metazoa; Chordata; Actinopteri; Salmoniformes; Salmonidae
Product: centrosome and spindle pole-associated protein 1
Exons: 30
Coding region: 244-3966 (1240 amino acids)
Biological process (GO): G protein-coupled receptor signaling pathway; positive regulation of cytokinesis
Cellular component (GO): spindle pole; centrosome; microtubule
Source: RefSeq, a predicted model, not a curated record